GCUCAAUAUAAAGGCACCAUAGACUAUCUGCUUGUAGAUUCUACCUAAAGCACUUGCAGAGUUCAUCCGGAGACUUGGAGUGCUUUGGAAUCCACACGUUGUACAAUGAAGGGCUUUCUGGCUUUCCUUCUUGCAACGAGCAUCAUAGUGGCACUGGGUGAUGCGUACUGUUUUCAGAAAAUAAACAGGCCAGGGGAAUCUGACGAAGGCUGUAUCCUGGAUGGAAAACUAUACCCCUUUGGAGAAAUCUCAAGGACAGAAAAUUGCUACAGAUGCAGCUGUAGCAGAGAUGCAAUGCGUUGCUGCACCCUCUUUCAUACUCCUGUUGGUUACAACAAAGAGAAAUGUAAAGUAGUCUUCAACAAGGAAAGCUGCAAUUAUGAUGUGGUGCAGAAGGAUGACCCCUCAAAGGAGUGUUUUGUCUAUUCUCGUGUGGGUUAACAACAGACCUGCUCCAACCUCUCCGCGUUGUGGAGUUUCUUCCUUUCCUACAGAUGCUUUGCCACGAGAGAGAUGUUCUAAGACAUGGGAGAUCUUCUAAGGGAGAGUACUUCAGCAGCUUACUUUUAAUCUCCUAAUUAUCUAUCUGGUAUACUGAGUUAGAAGAAUCAGAUACAAUGUGUCAUUUCUGUUAUUACUGGCAUUGGCAUCACUGAGCUUUGUUAAGUAAAAUAAAUCCAGAGAAAGCCCAACCCAGAA
Molecule: messenger RNA, 699 nt
Organism: Struthio camelus australis
Lineage: Eukaryota; Metazoa; Chordata; Aves; Struthioniformes; Struthionidae
Product: beta-microseminoprotein
Source: RefSeq, a predicted model, not a curated record